Molecule: messenger RNA, 4182 nt
Organism: Megalobrama amblycephala (Wuchang bream)
Lineage: Eukaryota; Metazoa; Chordata; Actinopteri; Cypriniformes; Xenocyprididae
Product: kelch-like protein 33
Exons: 4
Coding region: 186-3077 (963 amino acids)
Molecular function (GO): protein binding
Source: RefSeq, a predicted model, not a curated record
GGUGUGAGCUCAUGAGACACGGAUCUUUUUUGCAUACCUGACUACAGCACAAGAUCUCACAUCAACAGAGAGAUUCAUCAGAAGUUAAGAAACAGAUUUGAUGCAACUUGUCCUGGUUUUUGAAUAGAAGUAAGGAUAUAGUUGGCAUUUUGACAGAUUUCUCUUUACAGAAACCUGAAGACACAAUGGCAAUGGAUCGGCAGUGUCUUCAGAGAGAGUGGGGAAAUUCAUGGAGAACAGCCAGAGAGGAUGAAAAUGUGAAUGCUGAAAAUGGAUGGAUGGAUGUGAGCGAUGAAGAGGAGGACCGGGUGAAUCCAGUGGAGGAAUAUGAGCGGUCAGAAGUAGAGGAGCUGCAAGUACAAACACAGGAAAGUGAGAAGGCUGUUGAUGACGAUGAAGCAUGUAGUAUUAGUUUUCCUUUUAUGCCUGCAAACAGUGACAGCGUUGUUGUUAUGUGUACAAAUAAUGAUAAUACCAGUGAUGAAGAGGAUGCCAAUAAAUAUGACAACAGUAAUGUAGAGAAUGCUGAUAAAUAUGGUAAAAAUAAUGAUAAAGAAUAUAAUAACAGUUUAUCUGUUGGGUCUACAAAUGGUGACGGUUUAGUUGCUGCAUGUAAACAUAAAGAUAAAGGCACUGAUAAAGAUUAUGAUACAUAUGAUGAUGAUGAUGAUGAUGAUGAAGAUGACUGUUUUGCUGCUGCCUCCAUCAGUACUGAUGGCAUUGGUGGUUCUGAGAAGGACUUAACGUUUAGAGGUUUAACAUUUAGAGAUGAAGAGCAGCAGAUGACAGACUCCAGCUCAGAACAGGGAAUGCUAAAUCAAAAGUUAGAGGAGGAGGAGGAGGAGGAGGAAGAAGAGGAGGAGGAAUAUGAAGGACAUUGCAGUUUUGAAGAUUCUGAUGAUUGUGACAUGUAUCCUAAGAAGCUAUACUCUGAUCCAGUAUACCCAGGUUCGGUCUUCGAGGCUCUGGAGAACAUGAUGUUGUAUUCGGUCCUCACUGACUUGACCAUCUACACAGAGGACGGACAUCAAUUCCAGGUUCAUUCUAUUGUCCUGGCUGCAGUCAGUUACAUUAUUGAGACGAGGCUCAGACAGAAGCCCAAACAAGAACGCAUUAUUGAAUUGUGUUUGGGGCCUGAGGUUCAUAGUUUGGGGUUGGCAGCAGUGGUGGAGUUUGCCUAUACAGGGAGCAUCAGCAUUCUGAACAAAGACAAUAUGGAGAUGGUCAGAACUGCAGCUUUCAGCCUGGAAGCUCAGAGAGUUCUUGAACUCUGCACUGAAGAAGAACAAAGAGAACAGGACAAGGCAAGAGGGAAGAAAGAAGACAGAAAAAGGAUUUCUGCUAAGGAACAUAUGAAUGAUAGUCUGCAGCAUAUCAGACAGUUGUGGGCACAGAGAGUGGGAUGUGAUGUGGAGCUGGAAGCAGAGGGAAGAGUGUUCCAUGCUCACCGGGUGAUCCUGGUUGCCAACAGUGACUACUUCAGAGGCAUGUUUACCACUGGUAUGAAGGAGAGCAGGCAGGAAUUGGUGUCUCUGCUGUUAGUCAGGGCUGCCAAGUUUGAGGCCCUCCUCCACUACAGCUAUAGUGGGGCUCUUGCUCUUGGAUGGGGCUGCGUGUUUGAUCUCACCUGUACAUCUCUUCAAUUACAGUUCCAAACUGCCUUCUCACUAUGCCUUAACUUCCUGCAAAAAGAAAUAGAUGCCUACAGCUGCCUGGACGUUGUAUCUUUCGCAGAGGCCUAUGGGAUGGCUGACCUACUUACACAUGCCAAUGACUUCGUCUUGAGGCACUUUCAAGACGUGUCCGUCACUCCUAAGUUCCACGAUCUUCCUGUAGAAAAAUUGAAGAAGUACCUUCAAAGCAAUUCCCUCUGUGUUCAAUCGGAGUUGCCCGUGUUCAAAGCAGUCAUGUCUUGGAUCGAAGCCUUUCCCAGACAACGGGUGAAACUCGGCAGGGAGCUGAUGAGAACCGUCCGGUUUCCCCUCAUGUCCUUUAUGGAGUUCAAAGAAGUCAAGUCUGUAACGUCUUGGCUGACAAUUGGUGCCAAAAAACUCUACAAGUCUGUCAUUGAGGAGUUCUUCAACAGUUCUUCAGAUGUCCAGUCAAAUUUCAGGGUCUACAUGCCUAAAGACACUCUAGUCCUUGUUGGUGGUGAGAGAAUCACUGAUAAUUUUGACAAACGUAAACCCUGCAGGGAAAUGUGGUUUAGCAAUUCUUUGCAGAACCACAUCGGAUUGGUGAAGAAAGUAGAGUGGAGAGUGCUGGGAACUUUACCUGAGAAACCAAGAUUCAGUCAUGGAGUUGGGGUGAUGAGAGGGAAGCUUUACGUAGUUGGUGGACGGCAUUAUUAUGGAAAAGCUGAUACCAUGAAAUGCACCUACAUGUACGAUCCCAUCCAAAACACUUGGCAAAGGUUGGCUGAUAUGCAUGAGAGAAGAGGCAGCUUCACUUUAGUCGUCCUGAAUGAUAAACUAUAUGCUAUUGGAGGAGAGAGAGACUCAGAGGUCAACAUGGAGAGCGUAGAGGUCUAUUGUCCCAACGCAAAUUCUUGGAGUUUUGUCUUCCCAUUAGACCAAGCUCUAUGCUGUCAUGCAGCCAGUGUAUGGAAUGGCACAAUCUUUCUAUCCGGAGGCUUUAACAGCCAGUACCAAUGCCUAUCGUCUAUGAUCCUUUACCAUCCAGAACAAAGAUCCACUUAUCUGGCUGAGAUGAGAAAUGACAGAGCCCUGCACUGCAUGGAGACCCUGGAUGACCAUCUGUAUGUGGCUGGUGGGAUUUCAUGCGAUGCUGAUGGCAAUCUGGUAGAUCAAUUAGCCUGUGAGGUUUAUGACCCUGUGUCCAACUCCUGGAGUGCCAUUAUGCCAUUUCUAAUGCCACAUGUAGGGGCAGCAUCAGCAGUCUUAGAGGGGAAGGUCUACAUAAUUGGAGGCUACUGUAAUGAGAACUACAGUGAUACCAAAUCAGUGCACCGCUAUGAUCCUUCAACACAACAAUGGGAGAACAUGAGUAUGACACCAGGCCCGAACACAUUCAUAGCUGCCUGUGUGCUGCCCAUACCUACUCACCUUAGACAGUAAGAGGAGAAUAUCCUGAAUACAAUAAAUUGUCAAUACAUACAGCAAUGUAAGGGUUUAGUAUAAACUCUUUCCCCACCAUUGAUGGAAUUUUCCGUCAUUUAUGAGACAACGCUUCCCUGCCAUUGAUGGAAUUUUCUGGCUUUCCGUGUAUUUGAAAUAUACUUGUUUUAAGAUAAGUAUACUACAAAUACAUUUACAUAUUUAUGUACUUAAUAUAAAUACCCUGCAAUUAAAAGUCUGCAAAUGUCCAACUAAAGAUAUACUUAAGUAUAUUUGAUUGUGCUAAAAUGGAAAUAUUACAAGCAUAGGCACCAAUUUAUGUUUCAGCCGGUGGGUGCCCACACUCCAUAAUCCUUUUUAAUUUUUCAAGAGUACUAUCUUAUUUUCUGUUUGAUGGUGCAUUUGAUGAAUUCAUUACACAAAAGAUAUUCAUGUCUCGCGAAGAUAAAUGCACAGACUGCAAAUAUUUGAAAUUACAAAACCAACCAACCAAACAAAAUCACUUUCUUUCCAUGAGUGUUGUCGUGAGUCACUCUGUCACUGAUAUAGGCCUACCUGAUAUUCAGCAGCAGUUCACUAAAUAAAAUAAUUUAAUAAAUACCUGUUUACAAUAAGCUUAAUCCGAGAGCACAUAGAGAGAUUUGUGAGGGCACAGGACAAUGUUUGAUCCUUGUGACCACUGUAUAUUUGAGAGAGCGUGUCCAGUUUUGUGUGAGAGUGAAGGAGAUUCGUACUUGCACAUUACAUGGAUGCGCUCUCACAUUACAAUAAUGUGCACUACACAUUUUGUCAUUAAAAUAACAACAUAGAAACUGCCUCAAAUUAACUAUAAAAAUGAGAAGAAGUGUCUGAAAGGUGCAAUCAAUUUUUUAUUGGUUAACAAAAAAAUUAUGGAGAAUAUCUCGUAUUUUCCGUUGGUGCUCGAGCCCCCGAAUACAAGUAUACUUUAGGUGUCUUUAAAUAUCUUGCAUUUAAAGACUGAUAUUACAGUGAUCAUACUAUCUUUACUAAUAGUGAUAUUAAACACAUUUUAUGCUUAAUAUUAAGAAAUGUGCAUUGUGCUAUAAAGAAGCACUCCAAAUGAAGUUUAAUUAAAAUAUUUAGU